AUGGGCCGAGACAUCAAGGUCCUCCAGUUUGGAGACCAGUCGGAACAUGUUAUCGAUGAUUUGCGCGAUCUCCUGGCAGUCAAAGAUAACCCUCUCUUGAACAAUUUCUUUGAUAAAGCUUACAUCACCUUGCGGGAUGAGGUCGCCCAUCUUCCCAAUGUCACGCGAGGUCUCCCGGGUUUCACAAGUGUGGAAACGCUCCUGUGGAGGUAUACCGAGUCUGGGGUUCAGCAUCCAGCUAUUGAGAGUGCCUUAGUCUAUAUUCACCAAGUAGCAAGCUUGCUGAGGCAUUAUGGUGACGGUGCUGAUUUGUACCCCAAGGCAGACACCACGAGAAUCGUGGGAUCAUGCACUGGCCUACUCUCUGCAGCCGCCGUGAGUAGUGCGCGAACAUAUCGCGAACUUGUCUCGGUUGCGAUUGAGGUUCUGAAAUUGGCAUUCCGUGUCGGUGCUCAGGUAGCUCAGGUUUGCGACGAACUCAAGCAAACUUCGCCUGAUCCGGGCAGCUGGGCUGCCAUUUUCCCCGGAGUUGGAAAAGAAUCUGCAUAUCUGGUUCUUGAGAAAUUUGCCAAAGACACUAAAAUUCCACCAACAAGUCGCCCAUACGUUUCUGCUACCAGCCUAAACUCGGUCACAGUCAGCGCUCCUCCCUCCGAGUUGGACAGGCUGGUCAAAUCUGGAGUCCUCAAAUCAAGCCGACCGAUUCGAAUUCCCAUCUACGGGCCAUAUCACGCUCCUCAUUAUUAUAGUGAAGGAAUUGUGACUUCACUGGUUAAUUUUGUUCCAGAAUCCGUCGCAAACCAAUGGACACCACGUAUCCCCAUCAUUGCCAAUGCCAAAGAUCAUGUCUACCACACGUCGAAUCUGCAUCAGUUGUUGAAAGAAGUGCUUGAUGACAUUUUGCUGAAACCUUUACAUUGGGAUAGACUCUGCACGAAUUGUGUAGCAAGUGUCUCCUCUGCAGAUCCAGAAAAUUGUCAAGUGGUGCCCAUCGCCGCGAAGAAUGCUUCCACUAGCUUGAUCAACGCAUUGACACAGAAAGCCAAUUUUAAGGUGACUCUUGAUGACCGAGCAAUACGAACCACCGAAGAUUCACAUCGGUCGAAACCAAGAGGAAGACUUGGAAAGUCCAAAAUCGCAAUUGUUGGCAUGUCUGGAAGGUUUCCUGAUGCGAGCAGUCCUAGUGACUUCUGGGAUUUGCUGAAGAAAGGUCUUGAUGUUCAUCGAGAGAUCCCCAGUGAUCGAUUUGACGCACAAGCACAUUACGAUCCAACUGGCAAACGCAAAAAUACCAGUCACACACCGUACGGUUGCUUUGUCGAACAUCCAGGUCUUUUUGACGCCAAGUUUUUCAACAUGAGUCCAAAAGAAGCCACGCAGACAGACCCUAUGCAUCGAUUAGCUCUUAUCACGGCUUAUGAAGCUUUGGAAAUGUCCGGCUUUGUUCCAAAUCGGACACCAUCGACAAGGGCGGAUAGGGUCGGUACAUUCUACGGCCAGACCUCUGACGACUGGCGAGAGAUUCAGGACGGUCAAAACAUCCAGACAUAUUUCAUUCCUGGUGGUGUAAGAGCAUUUGCACCAGGCCGUAUCAACUAUCAUUUCGGAUUCUCAGGACCCAGUUUUAGCGUCGACACCGCAUGCUCUUCGAGUCUUGCCGCGAUUAACAUCGCCUGCAAUUCUUUGUGGUUAGGCGAAUGUGACACCGCCCUUGCAGGUGGUCUCAACAUCUUAACCAAUCCCGAUAUCUUUGCAGGUCUUUCUAGGGGCCAAUUCUUGUCCAAGACUGGCAAUUGCAAGACCUUCGAUGAUGGAGCAGACGGCUACUGUCGUGGAGAUGGUGCAGGCUCUGUCGUUCUGAAAAGACUCGAAGAUGCAGAGGCAGAUAAUGAUCCAAUCCUCGCUGUCAUUCUGGGAACUGGAACAAAUCACUCGGCUGAUGCUGUUUCCAUCACUCACCCUCACGCCGGUGCUCAGGAAUACUUGUUCAAGAAGACGCUUACGGAGUCCGGGGUCGAUCCACAUGAUAUCAGCUAUGUGGAAAUGCAUGGCACUGGAACUCAAGCUGGUGAUGCAAUUGAAAUGGAAUCGGUCUUGAAUUCAUUUGCACCGGAAGGCCGAAAACGAGAUCACCCCCUUUACCUUGGAUCCGUUAAAGCGAAUGUUGGACAUGGCGAGGCUGCUUCAGGAAUUACAGCACUCGUGAAGAUUCUUCUCAUGCUUGAACACGAUCUGAUACCGCCUCACUGUGGUAUCAAGAAUAAUAUCAACCGUAAAUUUCCUGAUCUGGCUGCUCGGAAUGUUCAUAUCUCCCGCUGUCGAGAGAGUGAAUGGAAACGACCAGCAGGUGGCAAACGCCGCAUGUUCCUCAACAACUUUAGCGCCGCCGGAGGAAAUACCUCUCUCCUUAUGGAAGACGGGCCAUUGAUGAUCACCAAUGGAGAAGAUCCUCGCUCAACAACUCUGGUGGCGGUAUCUGGAAAAACAAAGAAUGCUUUUAUCAAGAACACCGAGAACUUAAUCAAGUUUCUCGCGCAAAACCGCUCCACGGAUCUUCCUAGCCUCUCAUAUACGACGACAGCCCGCCGUGUUCAUUACCCGUAUAGAACAAUGGUAGCAGGCUCUGAUUUAUCAACAAUUGAAGCGGGUCUCAAGAAAUCCUUGAGCUCAGACGUCUCGGCAGUCCCUGGUGGAGGUCCUCCCGUAGUAUUUGCUUUCACUGGACAAGGAUCUCACUACACUGCCAUGGGCAAACAGCUCUAUAACACCAACUCUCAAUUCAGAUCCGACAUUGACCGCUUCGACUUGUUGGCUCAAAAUCAGGGAUUCCCUGCCAUCUUGCCCCUGGUUAACGGAAGCGCAGAAAUCGAAUCUCUUGGCCCGGUCGUGGUUCAAACUGGGGCCAUCUGCAUUCAAAUCGCACUCGUUCGAUUGUGGGCAGCUUGGGGCAUCAAGCCAGCCGCUGUCAUUGGUCACAGCCUUGGCGAAUACGCGGCGCUUCAUGCUGCAGGAGUCCUAUCAAUCAAUGAUGCUAUAUUCCUAGCGGGAACCCGGGCAAAACUUCUGGACACACAUUGUACCAGGAAUACGCACGCUAUGUUGGCCGUUUCCGCUCCCACACGGGAUUUGGAAGAUUACAUCGACGGGAAGGACUACGAACUUGCAUGUGUCAACGGCCCCAAGGCGACCGUGAUCGGUGGAGAGUCCAGUAACAUUGAUCGACUGCGUGAAAAGCUUACAUCGGAAGGAACGAAAUGCACGAAACUGCACGUACCCUUUGCUUUCCACUCAUCUCAAGUGGAUCCAGCCUUGGAGGAAUUCGAGGCCGCCGCUUCCCACGUUACGUUCAAAGCUCCCAUGGUGCCUCUCAUCUCACCACUACUCAGUGGCGUGAUCACCGACGACAAAGCCGUCAACGCCACAUAUCUCAGACGUCAUUGUAGGCUUCCUGUGAAUUUCUUGGGCGCGCUGCAAGCCGCCAAAGAUCAAGGCGUCAUCAAGAACAACUCCAUCUUCCUCGAAAUCGGCAGUCAUCCAAUUUGCACGGGAAUGGUCAAGGCUAGCCUCGGUUCGACAACGGUUGCACUCGCCUCUUUGCGACGAGAUGAGGAUGUAUGGAAAGUGGUCACGGGAAGCCUCUGUGCUCUAUACAAUGCCGGUCUUAAGAUCGAUUGGAACUACUAUCACCAAGACUUCCCCAGAUGCCAUAAUACUUUGCGUCUACCCGCAUACAGCUGGGACGCGACCAACUAUUGGAUUGAUUAUCAAAACAACUGGACACUCACCAAGGGCGAGGCUCCUGCUGUUAAGGUUGAAAAGACGGCCAGUCUCGAGACAAGCACUGUUCAACGUGUCGUAGAAGAGAAGUUCCAAGGCCAAAAGGGUACCAUUACUACGGAAACUGAUAUUUCUCGCCCGGACCUCGAGGAAACUAUCAAAGGUCACAUCGUCAACGGUUCAGCAUUGUGUUCCAGCGCAGUCUAUGCUGAUAUGGCACUGACCAUUGGUCAUUACGUUCAUCGCAAACUUGAACCUUCCAAGGAAAAUCUUGCCCUGAACUGCUCUGACAUGGUUGUUGAAAAGCCUCUUGUCGCCAGAGGUGGUUCCGAAGCACAGUUACUUCGAGCGACUUGCUCGGCCGAUUUGUCUCAAGGAGUAUGCAACAUUCACUUCUACAGCGUUGACGCCAAAGGCAAGACGACCGUGGAACAUGCUCGCUGUCAAAUUAAGUAUGGUGACACUGAGAAAUGGUCGGUGGAUUUGUCCCGACAAAACUACCUCAUCUCAUCCCAGGUUGAUCGACUUCUGCAAAGCGGCCAAAAAGGUGAGCUAAGUCGGCUUCAGCGCAAAAUGGCGUACAAGCUGUUCUCUGCCCUAGUCGAUUACCAAGACGCCUACAAGGGGAUGGCGGACGUCAUUCUAGACAGUCCAAACCGUGAGGGCACAGCCCGCGUUGAGCUACCUGGAGGCAAGAAUGGGCAGUUCUUCAUGGCACCCUAUCACAUCGACAGUUUGUGCCAUCUUGCAGGCUUCAUCAUGAAUGCUAAUGAUGAGCUCGAUUCGACUAAGACCGUCUUUGUCAACCAUGGCUGGCAAUCUCUUAGAUUCACCCGGAAACCAUCUCCCAAUCGGACUUAUCGUUCUUAUGUCAGGAUGCAACCUACAGGCCCCAACUCCAAAGACUAUUCUGGAGAUGUCUACGUGUUUGACGAAGAUGGCGAGAUCAUUGGCCUGAUUGGCGGCUUGGAGUUCCAGUUUCUACCCAAGCAAGUUCUUGACCGAGUCUUACCACAAGCCAGCGGUGUAAAGACAGCCGCCAGUACUCCAGCCAAGAAGGCUUCUCCCGCUCCAAAGAAAGCAGCGCCAAAACCGGCGGCGCCAAAACCGCGUGCUGCUCCAGGUGGCCCAACGACGCUAACUCGGGCUCUCGACAUCAUGGCCGAAGAAAUUGGUGUUCCGAUUUCCGAAUUCACUGAUGAUUGCGACUUGAGUUCUCUCGGUGUCGAUUCCUUGAUGAGUCUCACAAUCUCUGGAAAAUUCCGUGAGGAACUGGACAUUGAAGUGCCUUCAACGCUGUUGACCGAUGCUCAAACAUUCAAAGAGGUCAAGGACUUUUUGUCUCAAUUCGACUUCAAGAGCACUCCAGCCCAGAUGGAAUGUCUGGAUGAUUCUUCUGCCGAGUCCACCGACAUGUCCGGUGUCUCAACACCUUAUCCUGGUGACUCGGAUUCGAUGACUUCGCUUUCUGAGAUUGAUGCAAAAUCGACAGGCGAAGACAUCGACAAAGAUGACGACAAAGUCUCAGCAAUCCGUGCUGCCAUCGCAGAAGAGACUGGCCUUGACCCCUCUGAAGUGACUUCCUCCACAGAACUUGCCAGCGUCGGUAUCGACUCUCUUAUGUCGCUCCAGAUUCUUGGUAUCCUACGCGAGGAACAAGGACUGGACCUUCCACCAACCUUCUUCAGUGACCAUGACACCUUUGGAGACAUUGAAAGAGCUCUAGGCGGCGGAGCAAAGCCAAAACUUCCCACCGACUCCGAAAAGAUGUCGACGACUCAAGUUGUGGAGAAACUCACCGCGGACAAAUGCGCUGAAAAGCCGGCAGCCACUCCUGCCCGAAAGAGCAAGCCGAGUCGUCAGGCAACCUCGGUCCUUUUGCAAGGGAACCCAAAGACAGCCCCCCAGACACUAUUUAUAUUCCCCGACGGUUCGGGCUCCGCCGUUAGCUAUGCCACCAUCCCACCCAUUGCGCCCAAAGAUGUUGCUUUGAUUGGCUUGAACUGUCCAUUCAUGAAGACCGCCGAUGAAUUUGAUUGCGGCAUCGAGGGCGUCGUAUCCCUGUACCUCGAAGAAAUCCGACGACGACAACCCAAGGGUCCAUACAUCCUCGGCGGCUGGUCAGCCGGUGGUAUAUGCGCGUAUGAGGCAUGCCUACAACUCCAAGCCGCGGGCGAAGUUGUGGAAAAGCUGAUCUACCUGGAUGUCCCCUGCCCACUGCCUCCACAGGCCCUUCCGACGCGACUGCACCAAUUCUUCGACUCGAUUGGCCUGUUGGGGGCUGAGGGUGAAGCGCCUGCUUGGCUCCUGCCUCACUUCAGCGCCACAAUUCGGGCCCUGAGUAACUACCGGCCACGAUUGAUGGAUCCGGCCAGAGACCACAUCCCCAAAACUUACACAAUCAUGGCCCGUGACGGUGUGUGCAAGCACGAGAACGAUCCUCGACCUGAACUCUCCCCCGACGACCCACCGCACAUGAGCUGGCUACUCUUCAACCGCACGGACUUUGGUUCCAUUGGCUGGGAAAAACUGUUGGGAAGUACCGACAACAUCAUCUCCCUCGAGCCAAUCUCGGAUGUGAAUCACUUCACUAUGAUGCGCGAGCCUCAUGUCAGAGAAAUUCCGAGCCGAUUGCGGCAGGCGUUAGGGGUAUCUGGCUAG
This is a messenger RNA of Rhinocladiella mackenziei CBS 650.93, 6438 nucleotides long. RefSeq lists its product as uncharacterized. The transcript has 5 exons. The coding region runs from base 1 to 6438 and encodes 2145 amino acids. Gene Ontology annotation, biological process: fatty acid biosynthetic process. Gene Ontology annotation, molecular function: phosphopantetheine binding; 3-oxoacyl-[acyl-carrier-protein] synthase activity; fatty acid synthase activity. Lineage: Eukaryota; Fungi; Ascomycota; Eurotiomycetes; Chaetothyriales; Herpotrichiellaceae. The record is from RefSeq and is a predicted model, not a curated record.